Molecule: messenger RNA, 837 nt
Organism: Pelobates fuscus (common spadefoot toad)
Lineage: Eukaryota; Metazoa; Chordata; Amphibia; Anura; Pelobatidae
Gene: SURF2
Product: surfeit 2
Exons: 6
Coding region: 63-764 (233 amino acids)
Source: RefSeq, a predicted model, not a curated record
CUUCCGGGUAGAGGAGUCCCAGCUGCUCCACGUGGGUGCCUGCUUGCUGCUCUCUGACAGCGAUGGAUUCUGUGCCUGAGGAAGUGAGGGCGCUCCUGGUGCAGCACCCCAGCCUGGAGCUCAUACAGGGCGGCAAGGUGAAAUGUAAGUUAACUGGCCAUGAAUUGCCAUGCAGACUUGCUGAACUCAAAGUCUUCACAGAAGGGAAAAAAUACAAGAAGCUGAACUCUUCUGGCUCCUAUGAUUACAGUGUCUUCAAACCACAUAUAGUCGUCAGCACUAAAAAUCCAAAGCAGCUGUUUUGCAAACUAACACUUCGUCACAUGAACAAAAUCCCAGAAGAGGUUCAGAGGCAUAUCGAGGGCAAGCGCUAUCAGAAAGCUCUGAUAAAAUAUCAGGAAUGUCAGAAGGAAGGAAAGGAAUAUGUACCGGCUUGCCUUCUACAAAAGAAAAGACAGAAGCAUUUUGGUGGUGAUGGACCGACGGGUAAAAAAGAUACGUGGGAGCCAACGAUUAGCAACUCCGAGGACAGCGAUUCAGGGGACAGCAUGAGUGACUUGUACCCAGACAAACUAUUCACAAAGAAGACCACUAAGGACGAGUUGAAUGGAAAUAUUAAGUCAAGUGAUGAAGAUAUGGAUGUGGACAGUGUACCAACUCAGAACAGAAAUAAACGUCAACAGAAGCAGAAGGGCCCAGCCCAGAAGAAGUUUAAGAAACAUCAUCAGAAAGCCAAGCAUUUCAAGAAGUCAUCAGGAAAAUGAUUUAUAUUAAUGUUUCUUUAGUAUUUUUUCUUUUACUAACCAUUAAAAUAAGUAUUGUGUUAUUUAUGUAGCC